Messenger RNA from Truncatella angustata, 1889 nucleotides. Its product is annotated as histidine phosphatase superfamily. The transcript has a single exon. The record is from RefSeq and is a predicted model, not a curated record. Lineage: Eukaryota; Fungi; Ascomycota; Sordariomycetes; Amphisphaeriales; Sporocadaceae. The coding region runs from base 141 to 1730 and encodes 529 amino acids. Gene Ontology annotation, biological process: dephosphorylation. Gene Ontology annotation, molecular function: phosphatase activity.
UGGGGCUUGUGAUUUAUCUCCCUGCAACCGACAGAUUUCACCUGACAAUUGACAGGCCCCAAGUCUUGUCUUGUCUUGUCUUGUCUUUGUUUCGUUUUGGCACACAGUGACUCUCUCUCCCCUGCGGCUUGACUACGACCAUGACCACCCUCGUUCCUCGUACUCCGUACACGGAAGAUGAGUUGAAGCAAUUAUAUCCCUCCGAGCUCAAGCUCCAGUUCGUCCAGAUCCUGUUGCGGCAUGGAGAGCGUUCGCCAGUUUCUGCGCGGUUCGCCAAUGCCGGUCUGCCUGCCUUCUGGCCCUACUGCAGUGCAGUCCGCCAGAUGCGCAGCGCCGUCCUCGAUGGCUCCUACACCUCACCGCAAUUCACCACAUUAGAGUGGAAGCGUCGACUGGAGGCCUUCGGUCCGAACGACGAGCCCGUGGUCGCCUCGGGCCCUCGAGGAGAGCUGGACGCUAUCUGCGACAUGGGCAUGCUCACAGACAAGGGGAGAGAAACCACGUUCAACCUGGGCGUUCGCCUGCGCAAGCUGUACGUCGACCAAUUGGCCUUUCUGCCUUCCACCAUCAACGACGCCGACAACUUAUACCUCCGUGCCACCCCGAUACCCAGAGCUUUGGAGUCUCUGCAGGAGACCUUCCUCGGCUUGUAUCCCGCAGGAACGCGCGCACCCAACUUCCCACCGCCAACCAUUCUCACGAGGUCCAUCUCCGAUGAGACCCUCUUCCCCAACGAUAAUACCUGCCGACGCUUUGCCGCCUUGUCGAGGGCCUUCGCGCAGAGAGCUGCCGAUCGAUGGAACGAUACCGACGACAUGAAAUACCUCACGAAAACGCUGGGCAAGUGGAUGCCCGACGAACACCCACGCGUUGCCGUAGAUGGCAAGCCCAGGUUGAGCGGCAUUAUGGACACAGUCAACAGCACCCUGGCACAUGGACCCGAGACGCGCUUACCGAAAGAGUUCUAUGACAGGAAGGCCCGGGACAUCAUCGAGAAGAUCGGCGUCGAAGAAUGGUUUGCCGGAUACAAGGAAAGUCAGGAGUACCGCACGCUGGGCAUCGGUGGGCUCAUGGGCGAUGUCGUCUCGAGGAUGGUUGGCUCGGCUGAGCGCAGCACUGCAGAUGGCGAGUACGAGGUGGCCCAUAAUCUAGGCCAAGGCGCGCUGAAGGCAGGUAGCGGUGCCGCCCCUAUUCGAUUCGGCCUCAGCGGUUGCCACGACACAACUUUGGCUGCUGUACUGGCAAGUAUGGGCGCUUUCGAGACGGAUAAGUGGCCACCGUACACCAGUCACAUCGCCAUCGAAAUGUUCCGCAGAGCCGACCUGGCCCAGCCUCCGACCACGAAGCCCACCACGCCGCCAGUGGGGGGACCAUCUGCGCAGAAGCCGCCUGGCUGGUUCAGCAGAUUCUUUGGGGGCUCAACCUCAUCAUCAGUCAAGGCUGGUCUCCCGCCCCCAGGCAUCGGCAGGAAGAAGAUAGAGGAGCUGAGCGCCGACGAUAAAACCAAGAUGGACGGCUACUACGUGCGCCUUCGGUACAACGACGAUAUCAUGAAGGUGCCCGGCUGCAAGCCAGCAGGUAAGCAUCUAGACGGCGACGAAAGCUUUUGCACGUUGGAGGCAUUCAAGGCUAUUGUCGACAAGUUCACACCGCAAGACUGGAGGGGCCAGUGUAGAGCCAACCUUGGUGCGCCAGGACUACCUGCGAAACCCGAACCGGCUGGUUACUAGUUGAAGUCGCGUAAUAUUGUUGCCUGGUUGCAUUAAUGGUUUUGUAGACCUUGUAUGACAUGGUAUAUCGACACUCCCUAUAUAGACAGAGAGGAUAUAGCAGAUAUCUGUUCAUGGAAUAUAGUUCUCCAUAGCAUAAAUCUAGAUCAUUUUGUAGGA